CUCCAGGUUCCCCUCUUCUAGCAAGACUUCAUCCCAUCCUGGAAGCUGAACCUCAAUCCGAUAAUCAUCAUCCACAUUGGGACCAAAGCCUGGAAUCCAGAGCAAAGAUAAUCAGGAACAGCCGCUGUCAGUCGUGACACCAGUGCAAGUUUUCUAUACUCUAGCUGCCGUUGCAUCGUUUCCACCGGCUAUUGUAGAACUCAGCCCAGUUUGACGAGACCAGACUCUCAGACAAGAUUUCUUGGGCUGCGGGAUUACGUCGUGAGGGACAAAAUCCCCUUCAGCUGGCCCCGUCGGCCCCCAUCUGGCUCCACUCUCUCAGAACACCUGCACCACCGCAAUCCACUAUCACAGGCUUCCUCUGACUUCCUCUGACUUCCUCCACCGGAUAUAUCUGAAAGAGACGAAUCAGCAGCAGCGGAAUUGGUACAUGUGGAGAUUGGUGAGACCGAGUCCAGAAAGGCCUGAAAGUUGGCCCAGAAGAGUUGGGCUCAACCAGUCAUAACGGUUCAUGUCCGUGUGCCGCAGACGGUUUCACCCCGCUGAGUCAGAUUUCGAGCCUGUGACAGCGCACCAUCUCACAGACUCACAACCCAACCCUUCCAUUCCAAGAAGCUAACUCGACGAACCCACGUCAUCCCACCAAGGCAGGCAGACCGGCAGACCUAGCCUUAUGCCAGACGACGCCAGUGCGAUAUCAGACGUCGCUUCGCAAACUCUGCUACGAGUCUGCUGAGAAGAGUGUCAAUUGUUCCGUCGUGCCAGAAGUGCUUUCUGUGUUCGUCUGAAGCCCACAGGAGUCCAAAUCGCUUAUCCAUCAACCUGACGUGAUUGCCGUCUUCUCAGCCAAACCAACAACAUCAAAUCCACCCCAUCGUCGCCAUCCGCAGCAAUGUCUCGCCGUGCGGAUACCGUUUACGAAGAGCGGGAUUACUAUCGAGAUGCACCACCGCCAGUCCGAACCCAGGUUCGCGAACGGAACUUUGAAGAAACGGACGUCUACUCAAGGAGGGGUCCUGAGUCUGCUCGAGGCAGCCGUCCGGAUUUCUUGCGAGAUGACUAUGGCAGAACAGACCACGGCCAGAUGGUGGUGAGAGAGCGAGAUACAGAGAUUACUAGACCUGCCGAGCGAACGAUGGACCGAACUCUGGAGGUAAGACGGGCACGUUCUCCAAGUCCCGUUCGAAUCCGCGAAGAGAGAAGGGAAAGAAUCAUUCGCAGAUCUCCUUCCCCUCCACCUGCUGAAACAACUUUCCGAUCCCGGGUCGUUGAACGGGAGAGAGCAAGAUCUUUGACACCACCCAAACCACAUCUCCGCGCGAGAGUGACAGAAACAAGAGAAAGGAUACGGGAAAGAUCACCAAGCCCAAUCAGAUUUCGAGAACGGGUGAUUGAGCGUGAGCGCGAGCGUACACCUUCUCCAGUCCGAUUCCGUGAGCGCAUCAUAGAACGACAACGGGAGCGUACUCCAAGUCCUCCUCGAAUCGAUACCGUCCGGAUUCGAAACAUUGAACGAGAGACCAAAAAAGUGCCUACUCCGGCACCUUCUCCAUCGCCAUCUCCUCCACCAGCCAUCCGAGCUCCUCCCAUUCAUCAGGAAAUCAUCACUCACCAUAGACAUAUCGACCAUGGUAAGUUUCUUUCACCUUUUCUGAUAUUGAAAAUCUGCUGACAAUAUAAGGCUUCGAAAGAGCUAGGGUCCCUACCCCGCCCCCUCCUCCACGUCGUACAAAGGAAAUUAAAGAGACCGAUAUUGAUAUUCAUACCUCACGCGGCAACACUGAGAUUGAUAUCAAGACAUCACGUUCCAAGACUCCACAACCUACAUCCAACUCUUUGGCUCGCCGCCAUGACUUUUACGAUGACUCAGUUCUUUAUGAUGAGGAGCGGGAUAAGCUUCGAGUACGUGACACAAAGAUAGAUCUUAGCAGGCGUCGCAGUUUAAGUGCACGACCUGGGAGAGACUUCAAGGUCGACAUUCGAGAGACGAGGGAGAGCUAUGGGAGAGACCGUGAUAACUUUGGAAGAGAGAGUGUCGUGAGUCUUCGAGGAGACGAUGACGAGGCGGAAUACUACCGUCGCAAAGCCGACGAAAGAGCCUACAUUGGCGAAGCGUUCAAUGGGGCUACGAAAGACUGGUCGAUUGUGGAUGUGCCCCCUGGAACAGAACGAGUUCAAAUGGACGGCGUUGGCGGAGGGAGUCAAGAGAUCACUUGGCAACGAUACAAUGGUGUUCGUCGAAGCAAGUUCAUUCCCGAGCGUGAGCGUAUCCCAGAACGAUUCCCUGAGCGUGAAAGGGAGAGGAUUGAGAUUCGAGAACGGGAAGAGCCAAGGCAUGAAAGCAGCGGACUUGAAAUCGAAAUCUCCAGCUCAAGCCGUCGGCAACCUAGCGGUACAUACGAACGAGAAUACGAGAGAAUUGAAGAAACGAGUAGUGAUCGCCGAGUUGGUAUGCCUCGACCUUCACCAAAGAACCGUGACCUGUGGACCGAAAUCACCAAGGACUUGGUUGUGGAAGAAGCCAUUAGGAAGCUUGGCUACAGUUUUGAGGAGACAGAGUAUUUCUAUUAUAUCAUAGAAUAUCUGCGAUAUGUAAGUCUUCUUUCGCCUUCAAAGCCAGAACAUGAAUGUAUGCUAAUUUGAUUUAGGAGGAUGUUCUUGAACUGGUAGAAGUCUCCGAGCAAAUCCGUCGAGAUCGUCAACAUCGCAUCCGAGAGAUUGAGCGCGAGCGAGAACGAUUCGAAAGACGAGCCCGCGAACGAGAGGAAUGGGAGCGAGCAGAAAGACGACGUGAUCGUGAUAGCGGAUAUGAUGACGAGCGUAUCAUUGAGCGAGAAAUCGUUUACGAGGGUGACCGCAGAGGACCGCCACGACGACGAGGGGGUGGUUGGUAAAGAAUACCCACACGAUUUGAGAAAGCAUCAAAAGUUUGUUGUUGAUUGGAUGAUUCUAACGAAGGUUACGAAUUUUACAUUGCACUUCUUUGCAUACCUACAUAGCGAUGUUGUUGCUUCACUCCUAUAACAUCGACAGCCAGCCAGAAACCAGACAGCCAGACUGAUAUCCGUUCAGGUUAUGUUUUGUUGGGAUACCAUGAGCAAGGAUGCUCUAAUUUUUCCUAUUUUUCUUUUUCUAUUCUACCUUUUUCUUCUUCUCUAUGUUCAUGUGGCUAUGAUUGCGGAGCGGGCGCUGGGACAAUCUUCCUUUUUCUUUUUCGGGGUCUAUGUGAGGGAGGAAGGUUGAGUGGGGAGGAUGAUUGCGGGAGGGUUUAUAGAUGUUGAUGAUGGAUACAAUUUCAUGGGGGGACUUUUAGUUUUCAUCUUCUUUUUCUUUGGUUUCCUUUUUUAUGAUAUGAAUUGAUGAUCUCGUAA
Hymenoscyphus albidus is the source of this 3371-nucleotide messenger RNA. NCBI's taxonomy places the organism in Eukaryota, Fungi, Ascomycota, Leotiomycetes, Helotiales, Helotiaceae. The record is from the annotation of a GenBank genome assembly.